Dermochelys coriacea (leatherback sea turtle) is the source of this 1863-nucleotide messenger RNA. RefSeq names its product exosome component 8 (gene EXOSC8). The record is from RefSeq and is a predicted model, not a curated record. Gene Ontology annotation, cellular component: nuclear exosome (RNase complex); cytoplasmic exosome (RNase complex). The coding region runs from base 865 to 1767 and encodes 300 amino acids. Gene Ontology annotation, biological process: U5 snRNA 3'-end processing; nuclear polyadenylation-dependent mRNA catabolic process; nuclear polyadenylation-dependent rRNA catabolic process. Lineage: Eukaryota; Metazoa; Chordata; Testudines; Dermochelyidae. The transcript is spliced from 10 exons.
GCAAGCCUUGCAAGCAUAGAACAAACCUUUUCAACUUUGGUUACAUCCAUUCAAAAUUGAGGAACAGAUUUGGUCUAUUCCCUAAGUCAAAUUUGGUCUUCUGCUACAGAAUGCUGUGUAGCCAAAUGGAUUUGACCUGGUAGUCUGCUACUCUCCAUGCUUCUGAUUGCUUAAUGCUUCAAACCUAUAGCCCUGCGUGAUUCAUUUUCAUAUAAUCCAAUGUUUUUGACUUUUGUUUAUAUAAUAGAGAAAACUGAAAUAUGAGUCAUGACAUAUACAACUUCCUUGAGGAAAUGGCGAGCCAAAAUGCAUGCAGACAUUCCAGUGUUCAGUAUUAUAAUUACAUAUAUUAGUAUUAUGCCCACUGCAGUUUUACUUUUUAUUUGUACAGCCCUAAUUCAUUUUAGAAUCUGCUGCCUUAUGUGACCACAAUUUGAAUAUGUAACUCAAGCUGAGUGAAAUGUAGUGUGCAUUAAUGAAACCAUUUUUAAAAUAGAAAAUGUCUUUAACUGGGACUAACUUGUUUUUCAUGGGGUAGUAAAAAUCCUGACUUAAUGUGGUAAAAACUACUCCUGCUAAAUGCGAUCCCAUUGCUGCCUGGGAGAGACAAUGGGAGCCUCAAUGACCGUGACGUUAACACUUAAUGCCUGGGAAGCCAUACAGUUGGGGCUGUGAAACAAAGGAUAGACGGGUCUGAACAAAAACAGGUCUUAAGGUUGCUACUGUGAACAGAGAACACAUGGAUAGAGAGAACGGAGAGGGACAUCAGUAUCAAGGCAUGGCAAAGCUAUUGCUUCAACCAAUAUAUACUCUGUCUUAAGCUUGCUUUUCCCAUCCAGAUCCUGUAUUCCAGAUUACCAAUAAAUGUUACCUUGGUUUUGGAAAUUGCGCCUUGCUUCACUGCAGUUACUCACUGUUUUGCAUUGCUCCCUAAGAAGAAAAAAGCCUCUCUGGAGUCUGAUCUUGGUUGGAUUUGCUUUGGAGAGCCUGAAAGAGAACUGCCGACCUGAUGGAAGGGAGCUAGGUGAAUUCAGAACAACCACUGUCAACAUAGGUUCAAUUACUACUGCAGAUGGCUCUGCCCUGGUGAAGUUAGGAAAUACUACUGUAAUUUGUGGCAUUAAAGCGGAGUUUGCAGAACCCCCAGCAGAGUCCACUAAUAAGGGAUAUAUUGUUCCGAAUGUGGAUCUACCACCCCUCUGUUCAUCAAGAUUUCGCCCCGGACCUCCUGGGGAAGAGGCUCAAGCAACUAGCCAGUUCAUUGCAGAUGUGAUUGAAAAUUCAGAAAUAAUAAUGAAAGAAGAUCUGUGCAUUGCAAAUGGCAAGCUUGCUUGGGUUCUAUACUGCGAUUUCAUAUGCUUGGACUAUGAUGGAAACAUUUUGGAUGCCUGCACAUUUGCUUUGUUAGCAGCUUUAAAAAAUGUACAGUUACCAACAGUUACUAUAAAUGAAGAAACUGGUUUGGCAGAAGUUGAUUUAAAACAGACAAAUCCUUUGAAUAUCAGAAGGCAUCCAGUUGCUACAUCGUUUGCUGUAUUUGACGACACAAUACUCAUUGUUGAUCCGACGGCAGAAGAGGAGGACCUGGCAACUGGAACUGUAACCAUUGUAAUGGAUGAAGAAGGCCGACUAUGUUCUGUUCAUAAGCCAGGUGGAAGUGGCCUAACAGCAGCAAAACUUCAAAACUGUAUCACCCGGGCAGUUACAAGACACAAAGAAGUGAAGAAGCUGAUAAAUAAAGUGAUAAAAAGCAUAAAACCAAAAUAAACAUACAGUAAGGUCUCUUCAAAAUGGAUUUGUAAAAAUUGUAUUUGUUAGUGUGUUCAUGAACCUUUUAUACUAAAUAAACAUAUUAAUACUACA